Messenger RNA from Penicillium brevicompactum, 1878 nucleotides. RefSeq lists its product as uncharacterized. The record is from RefSeq and is a predicted model, not a curated record. The transcript has a single exon. Lineage: Eukaryota; Fungi; Ascomycota; Eurotiomycetes; Eurotiales; Aspergillaceae. Bases 1 to 1878 code for a protein of 625 amino acids. Gene Ontology annotation, cellular component: TORC1 complex; fungal-type vacuole membrane.
AUGCCUACUUCUAAUACCUCUAAUACAUCCUCCCCUGUCAAGCGCCCCGGUCUCGCUCGCCGUGCAGUGUCCUCCCACGCAGUUGUCACGCGUGCCAAUAGCAACGAGUUGACUGAGGCGCAGAAGGCGGGCGCGCAUCAUAAGCCUCACCGCGCCCAUGUCGUUCACCGAAAUCAUCAUCGAAACCCUUCCACCAACAAGAACUUCAACAAACUCCAACGGUUCCAACUAGGCCCCGAGACCAGUGGACGACAUCAUCAACGCAAAAAAUCGGCACCCGCAACCCCAAUAGCAAGCCCAAAAGAAGGCGGACAUAUCCGCUGGGACAACGCAGUAGGAGAACCUCAAACCGAUCCUUCUAUGAAGAGGAACUAUUCCACUCCUGUGCUGCGCCGGAACCCGUCGGCUGUUGGGAAGAAAGCCUUGGUGACAGAGCGACCGACGUCCAGCGGCGUAAAGAAGAAGACGGUCGGCUUCGAGCUGGGUGAUGACGAAACAGACGAUACGGAGUGGGAAGAUACUACACAGUCACCCGAAAGUACGAGGCGCAACUCUGUCGUGCCAUCUAAUCCCAGCGCAGACAACAGCACUGUCCUCGUCGAUCAUCUUACUUUUGUCAAACGACCCUACCCUCAAAUGCCUCGUGCGACAAGUCUCCCCGAGUCCGUUACCCAUAAGUUUGCCCGAGAGCGCGCCGAGCUGGCUGAGGAUGACAACGACGAGGACGAGGAUCAAGACACAGCAGACGAGGCCGAGAAGUCCAGUCAGAACACUGAGCAAGGCGACAUCGCAAAUCGCCUUCUAAGCCCUUCACAUUCGUCUAAAGCACCUCCUGCCAUGUCCUCCAUCUCAGCCAUGGUGAAGCCAGAGACCAAGAACACCCAUCCCGCGUCGCGCAGUAGUGCGUCUCUCAACCUCGCCGCUGGCCAGGAUAACGCUCGUCGCACAUUCUCCACUACGAGUAUGGCAAGCAUGCCGGGAUCUCACCCGCAAGCAACCUCGUCUUCAAUGGAAGGUGGGGUCUCAAGAUUCAUUAUGAACAACAAGAACAGCAUGCAAGCAUCCUCGCGAACCGACUCGGACCCUAAUACGCCCUCUUCCUUCCUUCCUCACUACCACCCACAAACACCACCUUCGCCUAACGUAAAAGCUGGUAAAUCUACUGCUUCACCUGCGCGCCCCCGGGGCGCCGACCUGCCCUCGCGCACCCAGCAGAAGCUCUGGCUCCAACGUACAGCCACACUCAAUAAUUCUCCCCCAGACAACCAUGGAGUGGCAGCAGCAGCGUCGCCUUCUGCCAUUGACCCGACAUUUAUUGCUGCCAACCAACGCCCUAGCGCUGGCACUUAUGAUGCCGCACGAGGACUGAAUGGCGAUGGCCGAGUUGGCGGUGCUGGGCAUGAUAGCGAACCUCGUCAUAUCCGCAAGGCGUACGAGAAGACCUCUCUCGAAUUAACCGUCGUGCGGCGUUUCCAGUCCCCUACUGCGCAGAGCUUCUCUCGCCUCCGUCACAUUGCCCGAGCCCACAAAGCAUCUCAGGGCCCGGACCUUGGCAAGCCGGUGAAGUCAGCACCUUCCUUGCCUCUGCUACAGAACGGAAAACGUCCGAACCAGCUGAGCUCGAGCCCACCAUUGAAGGCUCAGCCACGUAAACCAAUCUCCACCGAAGAUUCAACGAAUAGUGAUCCCACCACCCCUUCAGGUACAGCGAAUCCUCCCAGGUCUAAUGACCCAUCACACCGCAUACUCUCCACCUCGGCAGAAGCUUCGCGCGAUCUGAGUGGUGAGAAUAAUGAUGCCGAGGAAUUCCAGGCCCACGAUAGCGCCUUGUUGAUCCGCCGGAUGUGGGAGAGCCGAGAAGUCGCCAUUCAUGGAUAG